GAGCCGCCGUGUGUACCUCGCGUGGGACGGAGUGAGUGACGUAGUGUAGUGAUGCUGUAUUAGGCUACUCAUGGUGGUUAUAUUGAUAGUCAAUCCCUCUGCGGAGCCACCGUUCACCAUCCACCACCCCAGCAGGACCGAGAACCUCAGCACUAGCAAUACUAACACCACCUCCAUCUCGUUUGUCUCAUCAUCUUCUUCUUCACAGGUUGAUCCGGAGAGUGCCUUCGCCACUACUAAAGAGGAAGAAUGGGUGACGAAGAAAAAGGUGGAACUGACGACAAAGAGGCAAAUAGAAACUCGGGUGAAAAGGCAGGUGGUGUUGGAGGAUGGCAAAGUUGUGGAGGAUACUGGUCCUAUCGUCACCACCAACACAACUGAGGACACAGAGAAACAAGAGUCCUGUCAAACUGAGCACCGUCAGCUGGGGGAUGACGAUGUCGAUGGUGACGGGGGUGACAGGACGGGGAAGGAGGGGUGGGUAGCAGUGCCGGGACAAGGUGGAGUCGUAAAGGAAGUCAAGGAACGAACCGUCAAAUCUCGGGAGGAGAAGGAAGAGCGAUUGGAAACUGAAGAUGUACAACACCUUGGAGAUAUCUCUGAUGAGCAAUACCUGUCGGCUAUCCAACGACAGAGCCAGGAGGGCGUAGACCUGAGAGUCGCUCUCGUCGGUCAAGAGGUGGCGAGGCCUCACGAGGGACGUAUAGUCCAUCAGAGCUGCAAGACCAAGAAGGUUGUAGACACUGAUGACAGAAGACACCUCAGCGAGCUCCAGGCUGAUGGGAGAGUAGUCACUGAGACCAAGAGGACCACAGAGCACGAAGAGAUAAACAAUACAGAAGAGCCAGAUGACGGAAGAGGAUCUGGGGGAGAAGAAGAGGAGGAGGUGCACAAGUCAAGCUCCCAGCAUUACACCAAGACUAAGGACCAGGAGUUCGUAGACUACUUGGCUGACGGAAAGAGGAUCGGGCGAGAGAUGAGGUACGAGGCGGAGAACAUGGAGGGUGACCGCCAGGGGGACACGGGACUGCUAGAGGAUCCGCAGGAGUGGGACAGUCUCAGUACGAGAAUACGGAAGAUGAGGAGGAACAAGCUGCAUCAGCUGCAGAGAGAAGGGAUAGCGGGAGCCAGCCCCAUAGACAGGAAGGACGCGCUUACCAAGAAACCACUCGAUUUCGACCAAGAAGAAGAAACGAGGAAGGUGGAAACGUCAAAAUGGUUAGAGCAUCAUUUCGGUAGCGAAUCUAGAUCUUCCAAGGAUUCUUUAGGAGACGAUGACGACCUUCCUGCGACAGGAACGUCGACAAGUUUCAUCAACGUGACUAUGAAGUCAACCAAAAACGGAAGCAAAGUGAACGGAGUAGACGCAGCGAGGAAUCUUAGUAGUUCGUCCAGAGUGUUUGUGUCUUCCCCGGAAGCGGAAACUCCCCCUCCUCCUCCUACAACGUACUUCCAAGGGAUCAGCGAGUGGAGGAACUCCAAGGAAACAUCGAGAGAACCCGAGAGGCCCGCGAGAACCUCCGUCACCUCGCCAGGACUGUACAAAGACAGGGUACAAGUGUUGCCCACAGGGCCGAACCACACGUUUACCCCGUCAAAGUCUUCCCCGAGCCCUCCAUACCCGUCAUCUAGUCUAGGAUCGAAGAACUUUCGUGGCAGUCAAGGUUCGAAUCUAAACCUGAAUGGUAGGAACAGUUCCGGUCCUGAGAGUUCUUCGCCGUUCCAGUCUAUUACGGAGAAGCACGUGUACAACAGGUACUACAGACAAGAGAACGGUUCUUCUCCAUCCCAAGACAGGGGAUCUCCUUACGAGAGGUCUGCCUCACCCCACAACCACAACUCACACCCGAGAGCGGUGAAUGGCAAGACUUCCUCGACAGAGGAGGAACCUCAUCGUCCGGCGUCCCCCAGGCACCAUAGACGAUACAACGGCCACAGUAGUCACAACGGACACAACGGACAUGUGGAGAGGGAGGACAGCGAUGACCAGCGUGUGGCCAGUAGUCAUCUGAUACAUCGAGAGAGGGAGAGCUACCACCAGCGUCUAGAGGAACCAGCCCCUGACUACUCGCCACCGUCCCCGCGAGGCCCUACACCCGACAACAAGAAGAAGAUCUACCAAAGAACACGGUUCGCCGCAGACAUUCCGCCCGUACGGACGAAAACCGCGCAAAGCACACAAACUCCUCACAAAACCUCCCUCGGCGAGUCCUUUAGAAAGUUCGUUGGAAAGUUUCGGUCGUCGAGUAAGGACAAACGGCGCAAGAAAGGGUCCCGCAGUCCUUCCCCCUCCUAUCACAGUUACAACGUCGGAGGGGGAACGGACGAUGAGGCCCCCAUCGCUCCCCCCCGCUCACACCGCCACCGGGACUCCGGGAGUCAGACGAUAGAUAGAGCUAUGAGGAGAGGAGGAGACCCCGUGCAAAAGUACUACCUCGGCGAAGACCCCUUCGGAGGAUCCAUCUACGGCAGGGAAAAGGAGUACGACGGUGUGACGCCCUUCAGGAGGAAACAUCGGCGAGGCAGUGAGAACCUGGAGGACGAGAGGAACGCGAGGAACCAGCAGUUGAACAGUAGCAGCACCUUAGGCCGUUUCAGCAAGUCGACGAGUCGGCUGAUAUCCAACAACCACGUGACCAACAACCAUGUGAUAGACUACUCCGACCGUGGUGGAGUUCAGACUCUGCCUAGGAAGCUGCAUGAGGAGAAGACCAAGAAACAGGUCUACGUUACGAAGAGUAAUGCAGAAAGGAUUUCUUCAUCUCCCCACUCCUGGGAGAGUCAGCGCUACAAAGUGAAUGGCAACCCAAACUCCAACAGUAUGAUCAACGUGUCCAUCGUAAAUAAGACCAGUCCAACAGGGAUGGGUCCUGCCAAGCCUGCUAGAACUUACAGGUCAUCUCUCCUUCGCAGCAAAAGCUUCAACGUCCAUGGUGCAGAUAUGAGUCCGGAUUUUAAUUCCAUUCAUAAGUCUAACCCUCAACUGCACCGGUUGGACGAAUCACCUCCACCUCUGAAAAGUCCAGGGAUAGUAACUAGCAUCAGCCGAAGUACAAAAGACAUCACUCAAGCGAUAAACGAAGAAGACUACAGACGUCCCUUUGGAUACUCCGACCACAUUAACAAAUCGACUGGACAUCUUAAUGGGUACACCAAUAGCAGAACUGUACACGAUACAAAGAAAAAAAUAUUUAUGAAAAAUCUUCAGGACAGAGCACCAGAACUCUAUAGAACUCUGCACGGUAAUGAAGCUAACGACAGCCGAAAACUCUCUCCAGACAUUGACGAUAGAUCAGGAAGGUUAUUUACGAGUACUCCACUGAAAAACGGAAGCAGGGUCCUGGAGUACAGCAAUUCGUUCAGGUCGAGUAACACAAGUUCUCCGCUAGUGAACGGUUCAGAUCGAGUUAAUUCCCCGAUUUCUCCUACUUACACGACAAGUAUAACUCACACACCCUCGUUUAGAACAAAUGGAGGAGAAAUGGUAAACCGCAGCAUAGUCAGAAGAGGAAGCAAUGAUGACUACUCUGAAACUGUUAGGAUAACGUCAAAGUCAGACGAUCCUCUAAGACCGAGUGUGACCAACACUGUUCAAAGCUUCUCAAAAAAGACUGUACCAGUGAAGGGUGGCCGAGGUAAAGAAACUAUUGAGUCGAGUGAAACGAAAACGAUUACGAAAAGUCAUUACAGAGGCAGAGACGACAACAACAAAUACGCUCCCAGGAACGGUGGUGGCGGCGUUGUCAUAGAGGUGCGAAAUAAUCCAAAGUAGUACAGAGUUUUACAACCUUGUACAGACAUUUAACUGAUUAAUAGGUAGUUUGUAACUUUUUCAUAACACUCUUGUUAAUAAUCUUAAUUAUUUAAAAAUUAAAUGUUUUACAAUUUAACAAAGGAUUGUACACAGGAAAACGAAGUUAAAGUUUGAAAAAUGAAACAUUUGUAAUAUUUUAAGAUUAAGUAAUACGUUUUUUUAAGAAAUUGUAUUUGGUUUCCUGAAAAAAUAUUUAGCUGAUGAAAUAUUUCAAUAUUUUAUUCUAAAUAAUCAUGGUGCUAUUGAAGAACAAUACUUUCUCUGUGAUGCUAAGGCAAUCUUUGUUAUAUUUGUUAAUAUUCUAUAAUCUAUAUUGUUUAGUUUCAUUUGUGCCAUUUAUAGUUUUGUGUCAUACAAGUUAGAUAUAAUCCUUUUCUACAUGAUUUUGAACUACCUGAGCUAAUCGUCUUUUUACAAACUGUAGAUGUACAGAUUCAAGUUUUCUUAGCCGUGCAGCUUAAUUGCGUUUUGUAUAGUUGUGUAAAUAUAGGAAAUAGAUAACUGAUUAAUCUAUUAAACAGGCAAACAUUUUAAAUGAACAGUCAAUAUAAUAUUGUCGUUAAAGAGCUUUAAUUGUUUAUGUCUAAGAUUAACUUUGUUGUAAUCUUUGUAAACAGUCAUUUUAUGUAAUUUUUUAACAAAAAGAAAUAAAUAUUUCUUCCAUGACUUU
Messenger RNA from Macrosteles quadrilineatus (aster leafhopper), 4484 nucleotides. RefSeq lists its product as uncharacterized. Bases 71 to 3772 code for a protein of 1233 amino acids. The record is from RefSeq and is a predicted model, not a curated record. The transcript has 8 exons. NCBI's taxonomy places the organism in Eukaryota, Metazoa, Arthropoda, Insecta, Hemiptera, Cicadellidae.